Messenger RNA from Hydractinia symbiolongicarpus, 3547 nucleotides. RefSeq names its product protein VAC14 homolog. Gene Ontology annotation, cellular component: endosome membrane; PAS complex. The coding region runs from base 36 to 2192 and encodes 718 amino acids. The transcript has 16 exons. Gene Ontology annotation, biological process: phosphatidylinositol biosynthetic process; positive regulation of kinase activity. The record is from RefSeq and is a predicted model, not a curated record. NCBI's taxonomy places the organism in Eukaryota, Metazoa, Cnidaria, Hydrozoa, Anthoathecata, Hydractiniidae.
UAUACAAAUUUAUUUGUAUAAAUAGAUCAUAUAAUAUGGCAGAAAAAGAUUAUUCACCAUUGAGUAUUCAAGUUGUGCGUGGCUUAAAUGAUAAACUUUAUGAGAAGCGGAAAACUGCAGCUUUAGAGAUAGAGAGAAUGGUAAAAGAAUUUCAGUCCAAUAACGAAGUGAAGCAGAUUCAGAAACUUAUUACCAUAUUAACAAAUGAAUUUGCAGUAUCCCACAACCCACACAGUCGCAAGGGUGGUCUCAUUGGAUUGGCUGCAACGGCCAUUGCUCUUGGCAAGGAUGCCACCUUUUAUCUGUCCAGUUUAGUUCCACCAGUGCUUUCUUGUUUUUGUGAUCAAGAUAGCCGAGUUCGAUACUAUGGAUGUGAAGCAUUAUAUAACAUUGCAAAAGUAGCACGUGGAUCAAUUCUUCCAUUUUUUAAUGAAAUUUUUGAUGGAUUAAGCAAGCUAGCAGCUGACCCUGACCCAAAUGUGAAAAAUGGUGCAGAAUUAUUGGACCGAUUGAUUAAGGAUGUAGUCAUGGAAAGUUCAAGUUUUGAUCUAGUCUCUUUUGUACCAAUUUUAAGAGAAAGGAUAUACACAACUAAUCCACAUGCAAAGCAAUUUCUUGUGUCGUGGCUUUCUGCAUUGGAUGCUGUUCCUGAGUUAGAUCUUCUUGUUCAUCUACCUGAAUUUCUAGACGGACUAUUCAACAUAUUCAGAGACAAAAGUGGAGAAAUUAGAAAAAUGUGUGAGUUUAUACUUGGAGAAUUUCUUAAAGAUAUAAAGAAGAAUCACACAAAUGUAAAUUACGCCGCCAUGGUCAACAACCUGGUGCAUCAUUCACAAUCAGAAGAUGAGAUUAUCCAAUUUACUGCCAUCACAUGGUUGAAAGAAUUUGUUACGUUGUCAGGCAGAACUAUGCUGCCAUUUUGUGCUUUGAUUUUGACAUCUAUACUGCCGUGUGUUUCAUUUGAUGCAAAAAAACAGCACAUCAGAGAAGCAGCAAAGUCUGUUAACCAAGGUCUGAUGCGUUUAAUCACAACAGAGGAUGAUAUAGAUGGAACCGAAAAAGAAAUAUUAUCAAAAGUUACUGCUGCUUCACAGUUAGAUUUAGGUCGAGUAGUGGACGUUUUAACAAGACAGUUAUCACAUAGAGAAAUUAGCACUAGACUUACUGUUUUACAAUGGGUUCGUCAGUUGCACAUGAAGACACCACAUAGGUUAUUCAAUCAUAUGGAGCAACUUUUUCCAGCUUUAGUGAAAACUGUUUCUGAUGAAUCAGACGAAGUAGUUCUUCUGGAUCUUGAAGUGCUAGCCGAUAUAUCUGCUUCAUCAGCUGGUCCACCACGUAAACAUAAUACAUCAUCACUGGAAACUGCUGAUUCGCCAUUACAUCAUCAUAUGCUGAAUAUAUACUUUACAAAAUUUAUGCACAACUUGUUAAGGAUAUUUAAUUCAAAAAGACAGUUACUAGAUGAUCGAGGACCGUUUAUUAUUAGGCAUUUGUGUGUGUUACUUAAUGCGCAGAACAUAUAUUGCGCACUGGCAGAAAUUCUUCAGAAAGAAAAAGAAGACCUACAGUUUGCUUCAUUGAUGGUGAAUAAUCUAAACAUGAUACUCCUUACAUCCAGUGAAUUAUUUGAACUACGACAGAAAUUAAAAGACCUUCACAAUGAGGAUAGUUGUAACUUAUUCACGUGUCUGUAUCGUUGUUGGUGUCACAAUCCAGUGGCUACAGUGUCACUAUGUUUUCUUGCGCAGACGUAUAAACAUGCUUGUGAUUUACUCUUAAAGUUCGGUAAUCUUGAAGUCAAUCCUGAAUUUCUAACACAAAUCGACAAGCUAGUUCAAAUGAUAGAAUCUCCGAUAUUUACAUUUCUUCGUUUGCAGUUACUGGACACUGAUCGUAAUUACUUCUUAUUGAAAGCAUUAUAUGGACUUCUAAUGUUGCUACCACAGAGUGCUGCAUUUAAAAUGCUACGCAAUCGAUUAGACUGCGUACCUAAUGUACAUCAACUACCUCCUGCAUUAAAAGACCACACACUGUCUAAAGGCAAGGAUUACGACGUACGCAAAGCCAUCCGAAAAGUGGAAUUCAGUGAACUUCUAGAUCAUUUUAUUCAAAUUCAAAAGACACACGCAGCAGCCAGAAAAACGAAAAUGACGAACAAAAGUCGAAUUUUACGUGAUAUUUCCCAAUGAUGUUGAUAAGAAGUUUUAGGAUUUUCUAAGUUAAAUCGAUACAAUCUAUAUAUUUCUAAAUUAAAUCGAUGCGAAAUUAACGAGUUUUUUUCUAAAUUAUAUCCCUAAAAAAUUUACGAAAUAUUUCCCUGUUAGAAUAUUAUAUCUGUUUGAAAUACCGUAUUUGUUUCGGCUUUGUUAGGCUAUCACAUAUUUUUCUUAUGUUAACUCAUUUUCUAGAAAUAAUAAUUGUAUAUAUUGAAAAUAGUGUUUAAAUACCGCUCAUAGAACUGUUUUUUCAAGAAAUCAUAUUUUACCAUAUUUUGAUGUAACGGUGCAUUCAUAAGUAUUUUUUAUAAGGAAAUAGAACUCUUAAAAUGUAAAGAGAGUUCAGUAUGGGACUAAAAGAAUAAAAUAUUACCGAUUGUGAAAAUAAUUUCUAUUAAGUGAGAGCUUUAGUGCCAAAUUCGCUGUAAAAUCAUCAUUUGAAAACCUUCAAAGCGAUAAAAGGACGUUAUAAUGUUUCUUCUCAAAAUUGGUAAGAGAGCUUAUCUUCGGAGGUUAUUCUGUUCUUUUAAAGCAAAACAAGUGUAUGAGUCUCUCCAUUUUUACAUGGAUGUUAAACAAAGCUAAAACAAGGGAUAGCGGUGUGAAGCUUAUUAAAUUAUGGUAAUGUACGGUAUCAGAAGUGAAUUUUCUACAGGAAAAAAUAAUAUUUGAGAGGUUGCUAAAAUUGAUAUAUAUUACAAUGUCUUCUGCAUUUAUGUUCAUUCCAUGAAAGAUGGUUAUUGAUGCAAUGUGAUAUCUUCAGCGGUUUACUCCAAAGUUUUUUUUUGGACCCCCUUCUCUAUAUAAUAUUUUUGCACUAUUGACAAUCUCCUUUCUAGGUUAAGACAAGUAUUUUCUUUAAAACAUUACUUUUAAAUUAUUUCGCUUCUUGAAACGUUUUUUAUAUAUAAUACAGUAACUAUUUUGUAACUAAAUGUGUUUUGCAUUCCACAAGAACCUCUUUUGAAGUGAAGCUGCAACCCUGGACAUAAUAUUUGCGGAAGUUGUCGUUGGUUGGUUGGAAAAAGUUUUACUUUAGGGGGUAUGUACACAAAAAAAUUUAAAGGAAUCUGCUCGAUAGGCCGAAAAUAUCCUAAAAAUCUGGAAAUAGGGACAUAUUAACAUAUUAUAAAAAAGCACUAUAUAACAUUUUGGAUGUUUGUUUGUUGAUCAUUGAACAUGGUGUUAUCGAUUGCUUCCUCUAAAAUAUGUCCUGGGUUGUACUUGCUAAGUCACUUAAUUAAGUGUUAUUUUUUUAGAUAUCAAAUAUCAAUAAUUUAAUAAUUCUUUAUUUUUUUGUUAACCUAACUUGCUUGAUUAAAUAACAU